AUGAUAUUCGUUGUUAGCAAAAGGGAUGUUCCCAACAAAGAUCCUCAGUCUAUGACAGGCUCGUUUAUAUCCAUAUAUCGCAACGUCACACAGCAUAUCAUUUACGACUCGGUCCGAGUGGACGGACGUGGUGAUGGCGUCAUUCAUGAAGUCCAACUUCGCGACAGACCUGCUGUUCAGGAAGAGACGGACUCUCCAAAGGUACCACCGAACUUCAGCAAAAACAAAAUUACAUACCGAGUUGCUGCUCUGCGAGCGAAGGUUGAAGAGAAAUCUCAGGAAGUAAACGCGCUGAAAGAUCGUCAGAGCGUUCUGCAAAGGAGAGUGGAAGUGUUGGACAAGAUUGUUGGAGAGGUUGGCGAAAGCGUGGUCAAGCCUCCGAAGGAAGCCAAGGAGUCGUUUGCGCUUAACGCGGAAACUUUAGAAAAUCUUACCAAAUUUUACUCCUUCUAUGAUGAAAGCUCAAUGGCGGUCCGCACCGAACAGCGCAAUGUCAAUAAGAGUUUGGAGAAAGCGGAAAGGGAAUUGGCAGCUCUGGAAGCAGAGCUGCGGAAUGCGGAAGCGGCUUGUUCUGUGCAUUAUUAUAGCAAGUGAGU
This is a messenger RNA of Cylicostephanus goldi, 596 nucleotides long. The record is from the annotation of a GenBank genome assembly. NCBI's taxonomy places the organism in Eukaryota, Metazoa, Nematoda, Chromadorea, Rhabditida, Strongylidae.